Molecule: messenger RNA, 8833 nt
Organism: Dermochelys coriacea (leatherback sea turtle)
Lineage: Eukaryota; Metazoa; Chordata; Testudines; Dermochelyidae
Gene: IMPA2
Product: inositol monophosphatase 2
Exons: 8
Coding region: 363-1235 (290 amino acids)
Biological process (GO): signal transduction; phosphatidylinositol phosphate biosynthetic process; inositol metabolic process
Molecular function (GO): inositol monophosphate 1-phosphatase activity
Source: RefSeq, a predicted model, not a curated record
GUGACAGGGGCAGUCCCUCCCCUGUGCACCGGGAAGGGGGAAGGGAAGAGAGAGGAGGAGAGAAACGGGAAAGGCGGGGCCAAGAGGGUGGAGGAGAGCGGGGGAAGGCGGCGGCAGCGGCUCGACAGACACCCUGCCGCUGGAAGCAGCAGCCGGCCGCAGCUGGAACUUGCCCGCUCGCCUCCCCCACCUACAGGGGAGAAGCCGGAGGAGUUUCCGAGCAAAUCUGAUUGGGUCGGGGGGAGCUGGAACGCGGCCCCCACCCUCCCGCUUGUGCGCCUUGGCGGUGAGAUUGACGGGGAGCCCCGGGAGCUGCCUGCCGCGUGGGGUGCGCAGGCGAAGAGGCGGCAGGAGGAGCUGCGAUGAAGCCCUGCGAAGAGGAGGGGCCGGGGGCUGCGGCCGGAGGGGACCCCUGGCAGGAGUGUAUGGAGGUGGCGGUGCAGCUGGCGCGCCGGGCUGGGCAGAUUAUUAAGAAAGCUCUUACAGAGGAAAAACGAGUGUCUACAAAAACAUCUGCAGCUGAUCUUGUGACAGAAACUGAUAAUUUUGUGGAAAAUGUGAUAAUUUCUGCUCUGAAAGAGAAGUUUCCCUCCCACAGGUUUAUUGGAGAAGAGUCCACUGCUGCUGGUUCAAAAUGUGUCCUCACUGACAAUCCUACCUGGAUUAUUGAUCCCAUUGAUGGAACCUGCAAUUUUGUGCACAGGUUUCCAACAGUGGCAGUUAGCAUUGGAUUUGCUGUUAACCAAGAGCUUGAAUUUGGUGUAAUUUACCAUUGCACUGAAGAACGAUUAUAUACUGGUAGAAGAGGUCAAGGGGCAUUUUGUAAUGAAAAAAGGCUUCAGGUAUCAAAAGAGACAGAUAAGUCGAAGGCCUUGAUCUUAACAGAAAUUGGUCCAAAACGUGACCCUGAGACUUUGAAAUUGUUCCUCGGUAACAUGGAGAGCUUACUCAAAGCCCAAGUACAUGGGAUCCGUGUAAUUGGAAGUGCUACCUUGGCUCUGUGCCAUCUAGCAUCUGGUGCUGCAGAUGCAUAUUACCAGUUUGGUUUACAUUGCUGGGACUUGGCAGCAGCUACUGUCAUUAUUAGAGAGGCAGGUGGUAUUGUGAUAGAUACUUCAGGAGGACCUCUAGAUCUCAUGUCAUGCCGAGUGAUUGCUGCUGGCACUAAAGAGAUGGCCAUGUUCUUAGCUCAGGAAAUACAGACUAUUCACUACAGACGGGAUGAUGAGAACUGACGGACAUUAAAUACUUUUACAAAUAACAUGGAGUUUGUCUUUCUAAACUACUUAACUUCUUUCAAGAUGGGUGUCUUAGAGGAUACAUGAUUUUAACAGCAUGUUUUCUGUGCAGGUCUUCUGUGUCAAAUGUUUUAAACAAUUUUAUUACAAGGUGGCUUCCCAACAUUGUAGCACGGGAGGAGGGAGAUUUUUAAAACCUCUAAGAUUUGUGGCUUCUUUUUAAUAUGCAUCUAUUUCAGCAGUACCUUUUUUAUAUGAUCACCUGUAGCGCUUGUUGCCAGAUUUGAAGUUUCACAUCUGUUCAGGCUGAAACGGAGUCUUUUGGAACAUAUUCAACUAAAAAGCAAACUUUAUUUUUACAAAACACAGAUCUCAGGUAAAUGAGCUUUAGGAUUGUAGUAGAUAAGUAGUUAAAAUGUGUGCCUACCGUACCCAUAUUCAACAGUAUUUGAGAAUGCAAUAAAAAGUGUUAUUACUCCAUUUCUCUUUUCUAACUAUAUCAUGACCAUAUAUAUGUUUACAGUGAUUUACAAAGUAUAUAAAAGAAGGUGAUUUUAGGUAUUUGUUUCAAGGAAGAGUAUAUAUUCACUUUAUGAAUGCAGUGGGAGUUACCUAAUAAUGGUUAAUAACAGAGCUGCUAAAAAAAAUGGAAAAUAUUUCAUGAUUUUUUUUUUUUCAAAUUUUCAAAUUUUUUUCCAACCAACUCUAGCUUAUAGAGAAUGUUAACCAAUUGGGGCCAAAUCUUACAGUCCUUAUUGAACACUUACUGAGAGCUCAAACCUGCAAACAUUUACUACCAUGGAGUAGCUGUGACUGGUGGGCAGAGUGCUUACUACCAUGAGUAUUGAAGUCUGUAAGGACUAUUCUCAAUGGUAAAUACUAUACAUGGUAGUUAGUUCUGGAGAAUAGGGCCCUAUGUCAAGGAACUAUUGACUUCAGUGGAAGUUCUGCCCAAGAAGAAACUGCAGGAUUUGGUGUUUAGGGGUAAAUUGUAAAAAUUGCCACCUUAGUUGUGCUUGCGAAAGAAUAAUUGUAAAUGUAAAGUAUUCAUUUUGCACGUACAAUUGUAGUCACCCUCAGAAUAUCUGGAAACCUUGUAAAGUAAAUGACUAAAUCUAAAAGCACAAAAAUUCUGUGCAACUCUAGUUUUGUGUUUGGCACUUUUUUUUUUAAAUCAAGUUGGUACUUUCUAUUUUUUUUUUUUUUUAAAUUAUAUCAUCUGACACUACUGAACUUCUUAAAUGUUAGUGUCCGGAAAAGAAUCUGAGAUUAAACAUGGGGACUUACCUCUAGUUUUUCUAUUGAUGUUGCAAAUUCAAAUCUACAAUUAUUUUUGAAUAAUACAAAGAAACAAAAAGACCCACAAAAUACACACAAGUCUAAAUUUUUAAAAUCUGUUCCUAAAUUGCACAUGCAGACUAUGUAAAUGUGCGUGUAAACUGCAAUGAGAAACUGGAAAUUGAAUGUACAGUUAUCCAUUUUGCAUGCACAACUGAAGAACACAUUGUUAAAAAUAUUAGCCAUUGUACAUGCCUUUUUAUUUUCUUCUGUGAAAAAUGUUUUUCAUUACGAGUAUAACUUGUAUACUCUAUUUUUUAAAAUGAGAAAUGCAAAAUUCUGGCUGUGGAGAGAAUGGCUAAAAUAUAGGGCCCUGAUUUAGCAAAGCAUUUAAGCACAUGCUUAAGUCUCAUUGGCCCUGAUUCUCCUCUCCAUCAAAGCACACCUCAGACGCAGACGACAAUGACAGAUGCAGGUAGCUGGCUGUAAUUCCCUGAUCUCUGGCCAGUUAGCCAGGGCAGAAGACAGAGUAGGCCCCCUGCUGCUCUAGCUUCUGACACUGAUUGAUGUAAGCUCUGUAAAUGAGCUUACACCUGCAGGGAAUCAGAGGUAGUGGAGUUCAGCUCACCAUUCCCCCUCUUGGUCCACCAGCCUAUCCCAACAAGCUCCCUUCUUUUCCUUAUGCCAGAGAGAGAGCUAGUUUAAGAGGUGUCUAUACCACCUCUACCAGCUUUACAUCAGUAGAGAUUCCUUGUACACAGGAAGACUCUCUGGCUGGUUUAAAUUCACUUUGCACCAUUUACAUGAUGCACUUAAUGGAUGAAAGAAUCCUGCCCACUGAUUUUUCAUGGCAUUUGAGCACACUUAAAUGCUUUGCUCAAUUGGAGCCUCAGUGAGGUGGGGAGGGGAAUGUCCAGAAAUCCAGUCUCGGAUUCACCUGUUACUGUCCUGGAUAAAACAAUAUUUUUUAAAAAUAAAUAGAGAGCUUGUUCUGAGAGUUGAUGAGCGCCUCAGACUCCUACUGAUGUUAGUGGAGUUACAGCUGAUCAGUAGCAUAAGGAGAAGGCCCAGAGUUUGCAGUGCCAUUGGCCACGGUGAUUCCCACAUUUUACUUAGAAUUAUUAAUUAGCUGACAGUUCUUAGAAGUAAAUCCUGUCCUCGGUUUUUGACUGUACCUUCCAUCUUUCCUUGCUUGCUAGCUAAAUCUCUCUUUUGUAGGCAUAUUCCUUACUGUAGACUUUCCAUUCUAAAGUUUAAAUUAAUACUGUGUGUAUAGUAUGGGAGCCAAAUCUUUACAUGUUUAAUUAGGGUUCUUUUUUUUCUUAAAUAAAAUAAGGUUGGUAGCUACUCUUUAACCAGCAGUUAUAAAAUUAGUAUUUUUAACACAAUGAAGAUGUGAAAGGUUACAAUCCAUUUCACAUGCUUUGCGUUGAUUUUAAAACACAUUUCAGGCUUUAGAUAAUUUUGGAGACCAGUUUCUGAAAGCAGAGGCAAUAUUUUAAAUAUGAACAAAGAUGAUAAGUUAUAAAUGAUAAGUUAUAAGAACAAGUGUUUCCUAUCCUGAAUGUCAUAACCUGUGCUGGCAUUUUUUCCAUGUUAGUAUCCUAGUGAAUGUUGGUGGAGAUUUCAGAAGAGAGUAAGGAGAAGCCAUGGGCAUCUCUGAUACACCAAAGGAUAUUUUUGUGGUGUCAUACUCUUGUGUCCCUAGUGUAUUCAGGAUGAAAAAUAGUUUGUUUUACAAACACAUAAUCUAAUCAUCUUAAUUACAGGACAGUCAUUUGUAAAUUUAUUUAAAAAUGUACUUUUAGGGGUUGAAGAUGCUUUUUUCAUUUCCACCCAGAAAAUUAUAUAAAUGUAUUCAGCUUUUUUUUUUUUUUUGAGUUAUCAGAAUGUGGCUGCAAUUGGAUCUAUGCAGGCAGAUUCUGUACCUUUGCAAAGCCUUAUUGAAAUCAUGGGUUUGCCAGCAUGAAUCAGGCAUACGUGUUUUUCCAACUGUUGGAAAAAAAUUCAAAAAUGCUUGUUUUGUGCUUGGAUAACUCAAAAACAACUGUUUUAAAUCUCUAGGCUUUAUAUUAUUUAAUCUGAAAUGAAAACCAGUGCCUUUUGCCAUAUAAAAAUAAUUUUGGUUUUGAAAAAAACAAAAUUAUGGACAUUUUAAAACAAUAUAUGGCAUGUGCAUAGAACACUCCGUUCUAUUUGUAGAAACAUAAAGGAAGCUAGUAUGCGUCAAACAUCUGCAGUUAUGAAUAUCUUAGACCACAUGUGUGUAACUGGGUAACCAAAUCUUUAUUUACACGGCAAGUGAGUACAUGCUCUGAAUAGAUGAUAUCUUUUAUUCAAGGGAGUGCUGCUCAGCAUCUUAUUCCUUUACUUUUCCGUCUGUCACCUGCACAAUGGUUUCGAACAUUUUAAAUCUACUGGUUUGGUAUAAUAAUCUGAAAUAAUAAUGUACAAUUAUAAGUGCAUUUUGGUGUGAACAGACAAACUACGGGAAUAACAGUAAACUGCAGAUAAAGUAGUCUUCCAUUACAUGAUCACACAGCAUAGGGAAAUGUGAUAUACUGUUCACCAAAUACUAAGUAACAUAGAAAGGAACUCCAUCUUUUUCUAUAACAUAUAGCAUAUAUAACAAUAGUGCUGUGUAUUUCUGUCAUGUGGCAUACUUCAGUGCAUGCCCUAAUGUACAGCUUUUACACAUCUCCAGGUUUUGGUCUGUAACAUGUUACAAACACCACAGUUUGCAUGCACCAGUAAUGUCAAGACUCUAAUACACUACAAUUAAACCUAUUAAAUUGGUUCCAUAUUUAAGAUUUUCUAUUGCCAUUGUUCUUAUAAGGAGGUGGGGCAGAAAAGCAAAUAAAUGCUCAAGUUUUCAAUAACAUAUCCUUUAAAAUCAUCCCAUCCCAGUCCACUGCAGUCAAGGAAUUGCACCUGUUUACAACAGAGCAUUUUUAGCCCUAGAAAUACUACCGAGGUAAAACAUUCAUGGUGCUACAGAGGAAGUGUCUCUUAUCGCUGAACAAUUACUUCAGAUUUAGAGUAUGCAGUGCCCAGUUUACUCCAAAAGGAAUAUUGUUCACUUCUUAGGAGAGGCCACUGACAGUUGAUAAGAUCAAGAUCAUCAUUAAUGGAAACAUAUAUCAGCAGCUGUUACAAAAAUAUUGUUCACUUAUUUUGCUGCACUCUUUCAGUGCUGUGUAUAACACUUAAUGGGGUAAUGUAAACCCAGUUAGUAACUCUGUUUGAAAUUAUUUUUAAAUGUUUUUGUAACAAUCUAUUUUUUAAUGAGAAAAGGAUUAUAAUCUGCAUUAAACAUAUGGUAGACAGAGUCUAUUUCUCUGCUUUAUGAACUCUACGUGCAAAAACAUGGAAAUUUAGACAUACACAAAGGUUAAGUGGUUGUGGGUUUGGUGUGGGUUGUUUGUUUGUGAAUGGCUUUGCUGGCAGCCAAAUAUCUUAGAAAAAUUCAAAGAAGGAUUAGUUAUUGGAAAGAAGAUAGCACAUUCAGGCACACAGGCUAGGAUAAAAAUUUAUAAGGGCUGUAGACAGAUCCUCAUGCUUCAAGGUACAAGAUGAUUACCAUCCUGAAUGCUAAAAAUGUCAGGAUAAAAAAGUACAUAGUACUGAACUGCACAGAGUGAAUUUGGGGGAAGAGUUUACACUUUCUUCCUCUAAAACUUCAAGUAUUGACCUCUAUCAUAGACAAGAUAUCACAGGAUCUGGACCACUGGUGUGUUCUUAUUUGAGUGAGGAAAACAUUUGAUUUGUGAAACCUUCUCUGAGUAGUACUUGAGCCCUGGUGCUUCCAACAGACAAAAGCCGUAAGUGUACCAUUGUCUCUCCUAAAUAAUCAAAGGUGUUAAUAAACCCCUAAUCAGAGGGUAAAAUUUUCAAAAGUGCCUUAAUGACUCAGGAGUCUAAGUCCCAUUGACUUUGAAUAGGACUUAGGCACCUAAUUGACAUAGGCACUUUUGAAAAUUUUACCCUGAAUGUUUAUCUAGCUCUUGUUUGUUUAACACAAAAAAGUGCAUCAGAAAGUGGGCACGGUUUGACAGAAUAAAACACAGCAUAAUUUCAAGGAUCGAUUCUGUAAUAAGCACUGACCCAAAGAUCUAAAGAAAUCUGUUUAGCUCAUACAUCAACAUCUUUUACUAUUACAAAAUUCAGGACACAUCAGUUAUCCUCUGAUAGUAAAAAGGUGUGGAGGAGGGGAAGUAAUCAAUAUUGUGUAUUGGCCUCUAGCCCUCCAUCUCUAAUUUCCAACAAUGUGGUCGUAUAUUAGUUCUGUGCUUCUUAAUCUUGUAUGCUUUUAAAAUAAUAAUGAAGAUUUAAGAUAAGUAUAUCCCUGUUCUGCCCAUCAUUUAGCCAUUGAUAAUGCUAAUAUGUUCCUUACUGCCUGAAAUACCGACAUUGCUCUGGCAUGUCAGAAAUUCCAUUUCUGGAACUCUGCAUCUCCUUGAAUUACUUCUUGAAAUCAGGAUACUUUGAAGAGUUUAAAAUAAUUUUUCAAAGAACUAAAAUGUAAUCAGAUCGCGUGCCCCUUUUAACUUUUAAGCAAUGUAUGAGACCAAGUCUCAGAAUAACAGGUAGUGAAGAGGUACCAUCCAUCUCUGUCAAAUGUAACAAAAUGUAUCUUGGAUAUAUCCCUUUCUUUUUUCCACAUAUUAUAUAUACGUAUAUACGCAUUGUGUGUCUGAGUGAGAGAGAGAGAGCAUGUGAAGUUGCUGAAAUUGAGACAGUGGUCUUUCUAAAUACUAUGGUAUCAAUGGUCACGUAUAAAUCAUUAGUUGGUAGACAUAAUAUGAACACUUACAUGCUAAUUUUUAAAUUAAUUCCGGUAUGAUUUGAAUGCUGUCAAGAACAAACUGGUGAUAGAAAUAUCAAAUUCAAUCACUUUUGUUUGACAAUUGGAAUAAGUAACACAUUGUUCUUCUACAAUACAGCUAUUCUGUGGUGCCUAAUGUUGCUCAUGUUACUUCUUUGUUAGGCAGUAUCAACAGAUUAUGCAGGAGUGCCUCAGUUUAGAAAUCAUGGCGCAAACUCAUCCCUGGUAUAAGUGGUCCCAACUCCACUGAUGUCAAUGAAGUUGAGCCCCUGGCAGUGAAUUUAACCCUAACUCUCCAAAGCUAUAAAAAUAAGAAAUAAGCUUAAAGGCUAUUGAUUUUUAACUAGCAGACAGUAUUGUACCUAAAUACUUACAUUUCUUCUGUCCAGUACAAAUAAUGAGUGCUUGUUUCAGGUACUUAACACUUUUCAGGAUCAUUCCCAAAGCUUCAGACAGUUGAUGUGUUAACAAGUUCCUUUGUUAUAUGUUUAAUAAAUACAAUAAUGAAAUUGUUUUCUAAUAUUUUUAUGAUAGUUUGGAAACGUAGGCCCAGAUCCCCAAGGACAUUUAAGGGAAGCUAGAAGCUUAAAUAUCUUUGUGGAUCUGGGCCCUAUUGCCUGAGGCUCUCCUGCCUUGCAACUAGUGUAAUCAUGUACACUUGUGCAAAGUGGGUGGAAAAUGCUACUAGAUUAGAUAGUAUUUUGCACCCACUUUGCAUGGACAGAAUAAUUACAAGAAGUGCAAGUGCACUCUAAUUACAAAUAUUUUGGAAAUUACCACACUUUGCUGCAGAUUAUUUGAUCUGCACUGUAUUCCUGUACUCCUUAACCUAUUUAUAAACUUUUAGGGGGAGAAUGAUGGGUAAAUCAUCAAACUUUUUAGCUGAUAAAAAGGCCGGAUAACAUAUUCACCACUAUAAACAAAUCAAUAUUUUAACAUAAUUUGAGCUGCUCUAUUGUUACAUUCUCACUACCAAAAAGAUGUUUUAUAGAUUAUAGCCAUAUACGGAUUGCUCUUACUGUUCUUAGUUUUUUGACUGAAGACACGUCUUCAUAAAUAUAACAGUGCUUAUCUUUUCACUUUGUAGUUACGGAUAUUUUUAAAUCACAGGAGGAAAUGGUUAUUGUAUUAAAAACCUAAGUAGGAACUGGAAAUCAAGGCCAAAUUAGUGCCUGAUAUAAGCAGUGUACUUUCCAUUGGUUUCAUCGGGAGCUCCCCCUACUUAUGCCAGGAUUGAAUUUGGGCCACUGUCUAAAAUAGGAAAAUGGAUUUCACUUUGAAAAUAUGUUUAUAAAAAAAGUCAGAAAUGUCCAUGUAUUAUUGAGUUUUUCUUUUCUAAUGCUAUGCUCUAGAUAUCAGAUGGUAUCUUUUGUUUUGUACUAUACCAUAUAUAACUGUAGUUUUUAUUGUAAAUGUUGUUUGUUUUGUUUUUGUAAUAAAUGUUAAAAGCUAAUGGUUACAAAACUUACUGAAUUGACCAAUGUGAAAAUUA